Leptonychotes weddellii (Weddell seal) is the source of this 6501-nucleotide messenger RNA. Lineage: Eukaryota; Metazoa; Chordata; Mammalia; Carnivora; Phocidae. The record is from RefSeq and is a predicted model, not a curated record.
AUGUUUGGGCUCAAGCUGAAGAAGAAGAAGAAGAAAGCAGAAAAGGGGUUAAUCCUAGCCAAUAAGGCUGCCCAAGAUGGCCAGAGUGAAGCAGAGGCACCACAGGAGGGGUCUUCUCAUCAGGAAGGACCAGGAGGAGAUUUUAUUUAUGAUCAUGAAUCUGUCACUCCUAUCCCUUCAACUCCUCCAAAGAGAAGAUCAAAACUGUUGACUAAGAUCCAUGAUGGGGAGGUCAGGUCCCAAAACUAUCAAAUUGCCAUCACCAUCACUGAGGCCCGCCAGCUGGUGGGUGAGAACAUUGAUCCAGUUGUGAUCAUUGAGGUCGGGGACGAGAAGAAGCAAAGCACAGUGAAGGAAGGAACCAACAGCCCAUUUUACAAUGAAUACUUUGUCUUUGACUUCAUUGGACCCCAACUGCAUCUUUUUGACAAGAUCAUCAAAAUCUCAGUUUUUCACCACAAGCUGAUAGGCAGCAUAUUGAUCGGCUCCUUCAAAGUAGACCUGGGCACUGUGUACAACCAGCCUGGUCAUCAGUUCUGUGACAAGUGGGCCCUGCUCACAGACCCUGACGACAUCAGGACUGGCACGAAGGGGUACCUGAAGUGUGACAUCAGUGUGACUGGGAAAGGCGACGUCUUGAAGACCAACCCCAAAACCUCUGAUGCCGAGGAGCAAAUAGAAAAGAACCUUUUGAUCCCUCAAGGGUUUCCAUCAGAGAGACCCUGGGCCAGAUUCUAUGUGAGACUCUUCAAAGCAGAGGGCUUGCCCAAAAUGAACUCCAGCAUCAUGGCUAAUGUCACUAAAGCAUUUGUGGGUGACAAUAAGGACCUCGUGGACCCCUUUGUGGAGGUCUCCUUUGCUGGGCAGAUGGGGCGAACCACAGUGCAGAAGAACUGUGCCAAUCCUGUGUGGCACGAACAGGUGGUCUUCAAGGAAAUGUUCCCUCCUUUGUGUCGGAGGGUGAAAAUCCAGGUGUGGGACGAAGGCAGUGUGAAUGAUGUAGUGCUGGCCACCCAUUUCAUCGACCUGAAGAAAAUCUCCAACGAACAGGAUGGAGAUAACGGCUUUCUACCAACUUUCGGACCUGCCUGGAUUAACCUGUACGGUUCACCCAGGAACCACAGCCUGAUGGAUGACUACCAGGAACUGAAUGAAGGUUUUGGAGAAGGCGUGUCAUUCAGGGGCAGAAUCUUGGUGGAAAUUGCUGUGGAGAUCCUCUCGGGAGGGGCGCAGGAAUCUAAAUUUUCCAAGGCACUCAAGGAGCUCAAGUUGUCUUCAAAGGACAAGGACUCCAAAUCUUCCAAAGGCUCCAGUAAAGACAAGGGUGACAAAACCAAUGAUGGAAAGUCCCAGCAGGUGUCAGACAAGACCAACUCAACAGAGGUAGAGGUGGAACCUUUAGAUGUGCCCCCCCAGAUUAUACCAGAAAAAUAUGAGAAAUUUUUACUUUUUGGAGCAUUUUUUGAAGCUACCAUGAUUGACCGGAAGAUUGGAGAUAAACCCAUUAGCUUUGAAGUUUCUAUCGGUAAUUUUGGGAAUCUGCUUGAUGGAGGGUCCCAUCAUGGGAGUAAGAAGUCAGCUGAAUCAGCUGAAGAAGACAGCCUCCCACUCCUGCAUGAAGGAGAAGGGGAUGCAGCCCACAAUGUUGCCAUCCCUAUGGUCUCCACCACUCACCCAGAGAAGCCACUCGUGACAGAAGGAAACAGGAAUUACAACUAUUUGCCUUUUGAGGCCAAGAAGCCCUGUGUCUAUUUCAUCAGUUCUUGGGAAGACCAGACAUUUAGGCUGCACUUGUCCAACAUGCUGGAGAAAAUGGCGGACCUGCUGGAAGAAAGUAUAGAAGAAGUGAGAGAAUUGAUCAAGAUUUCAGAGAAAGCAUCAGAAGAUAAAAUAAAGACGGUGCUCAGUGACUUCAUCAGUCAAAGCAGUGUUUUUAUCUCUGAAGCAGAGAAGAAACCCAAGAUGUUGAACCAAACCACCUUAGAUAAGAAACGACUUACGCUCUGUUGGCAGGAGCUGGAAGCAAUGGCCAGGGAGGCCAAGGGGAUCAUUCAGCAGCAGAAGAAAAAGUUAUCUCUUGAUGAAAUGAUCCAUGAAGCAGAAAACUUUGUGGAAAAAAUCCGCUUCCUUGUCGAUGAGCCACAGCACACCAUCCCCGACGUCUUCAUCUGGAUGCUUAGCAACAACAGGAAAGUGGCAUAUGUCCGCAUUGCCUCCAAAGACCUGCUCUAUUCCCCCAUCAGGGAGCAGAUGGGCAAACACUGUGGGAAGAUCAAAACUCAUUUCCUCAAACUUCCUGGAAAACAGCCGGCUGGUUGGUCAGUGCAAGCGAAAGUUGACGUGUACCUGUGGCUGGGCUCCACCAGACACUCCAGUGCCAUGUUGGACAACUUGCCAGUAGGCUAUGAAGCAGAAAUGUCCUCCAAAGUGGCCUGCGCCGAUCAACCCCCAGCCAACCUGCUCUACCAAGCCCGGCAUGUCUUUCAGCUGAGAGCACACAUGUACCAAGCCCGGGGCCUCAUUGCAGCCGAUAGCAGUGGACUCUCAGACCCCUUUGCCAAGGUCACGUUCCUUUCUCACUGCCAGACCACAAAGGUCAUUUCCCAGACCCUCUCCCCCACCUGGAACCAGAUGCUGUUAUUCAAUGACCUGGUGCUGCAUGGAGACCAGAAAGAGCUGGUGGAGUCCCCGCCUUCGGUGGUGGUGGAACUAUAUGACAGCGACGCCGUGGGGAAGCCAGAAUAUUUGGGUGCCACCGUGGCUGCUCCUGUUGUGAAGCUAGCUGACCAGGACUAUGAGCCGCCCGGGCUGUGUUAUCACCCCAUCUUUUGUGGGAGCCUCUCCGGAGGGGACCUCCUCGCUGUAUUUGAACUGCUGCAGGUCCCUUCAUCUGGGCUACGAGGGCUCCCUCCCAUUGACUCACCGGAUGUUGCCCAGAUCUACCCAGUUCCCGCCAACAUUCGGCCAGUGCUGAGUAAAUACCGAGUGGAGGUCCUCUUCUGGGGAGUCCGAGAAAUGAAGAAGGUGCAGCUGCUCUCCGUGGAUCGCCCUCAGGUCCUCAUCGAGUGUGGGGGACGAGGAGUCAAGUCCUGUGUGAUCCAGAGCUACAAGAACAACCCGAACUUCAGCGUCCAGGCAGACGUUUUCGAAGUGGAGCUGCCUGAGAACGAGCUUCUGCACCCGCCCCUGAGCAUCUGCGUGGUGGACUGGCGAGCUUUUGGGAGGAGCACCCUGGUGGGCACCUACACCAUCAACUGCUUGAAGCAGUUUUUGUGUAAAUCCAAGGAGUCCCCGGCCCUCACCUCCCAGGUGGACGGAACCCAAGCUGAGCAAGCUCUUUCAGAUUUGUCAGUAGCCACUGAGCCCUCUGGAUCCCUUGGCUUCUCACAGGAGCUUCCAACAGAUCACAUCUAUGUGGAUAUUGAGCCGCCUCCCACAGUGGUACCCGACUCUGCCCAGAUUCAACCAAGCAGCGUGGUUGAUAUCCCUGACUCAUCUCCUAUGCUUGAGCCUGAACCCAAAUCGGCAGCCCAGGAGCCACCCAAAGAUGGUAAAGCUAAGGAUGCCAGGAAACUUUCUCGAAGGUCGACCAAGAGGAGAAAGAGGACCAUAGCGGAUGAAUCUGCUGAAAAUGUCAUUGACUGGUGGUCCAAAUAUUAUGCCUCCCUGAAGAAACCACAGAAGGAAAAGGAGAGCAAUCCCAAGGAGAAAAGAGGCAAUGCAGAGGCAAAACCAGACAAGGUGGUCGUAAAUAUAGAAAAUGGGCCAAAGAAGAAGAAGGACAAGAUGCUCAAGAAGAAACCCAAAGAAGACGAAAUCCCCAACCUGGCUGUCUUGCAGAUAUAUGAGGGUGAUCUCGAGAGUGAAUUCAACCAUUUUGAAGACUGGGUGAAAACCUUUGAGCUCUUCAGAGGCAAGUCUACGGAGGAUGACCAUGGCCUGGAUGGGGACCGAGUCAUAGGGAAGUUUAAGGGCUCCUUCUGCAUUUACAAGAGCCCCAAGGAUUCCAGCAUCGAGGACAGUGGGCAGCUGAGAAUCCAGCAAGGCGUUCCACCCAACCACCCCGUCAAAGUCCUGAUCAGGGUGUACGUUGUUGCGGCAUUUAAUCUCAGCCCUGCUGAUUCGGAUGGCAAAGCGGAUCCCUACAUUGUGGUCAAGCUUGGCCAAACAGAAAUCAAAGACCGGGACAAAUACAUCCCCAAACAACUGAACCCAGUAUUUGGAAGGUCAUUUGAGAUCCAGGCCACAUUCCCAAAGGACUCCCUGCUCUCCAUCCUGAUCUACGACCAUGACCUGAUCGGGACAGAUGACCUCAUUGGGGAGACCAGGAUCGACCUGGAGAACCGUUUCUACAGCAGACACCGAGCCAUCUGUGGCUUGCAGAGCCAGUACGAGAUGCAGUGCAGUUUAGACAGCUGCAUCCCAAAGCUCCUGGUGUGGAAUGUGGCCAUGCUUACGGUCAGUGAAAAACAGCUCCAGGGCAAGGUUGAAGCCGAGUUCCACUUAGUGACAGCAGAGGAAGCAGAGAAAAACCCUGUCGGAAAAGCCCGGAAGGAGCCAGAGCCCCUGGCCAAGCCCAACCGCCCAGACACCUCCUUCUCCUGGUUUGUGAGCCCCUUCAAAUGCCUAUACCACUUCAUCUGGAAGAAUUACAAAAAAUACAUCAUCAUCGGUUUCAUUCUGAUCAUCCUCAUCAUCUUCCUGGUCCUCUUCAUCUAUACCUUGCCUGGAGCCAUUAGCCAAAAGAUCGUCAGGGGCUCCUAGAGAAGCAUGGAGGACCGGGCCCCUCCUGUUCCACUAAUCCUCUCUUCUUCCUCAUCUCUAAUAUGGAAGAGCAUAUGCUCUGUGUAGGCACUGUGUUGGGUGCUAAGAGGAUGAACACAAAGGGCCCAAGAACCAGUCCCUUUGUCUAAGGACAGAUCAGCUCUUCUUGGAGGAAAUAGGAAAGGAGCCUCCCCUCCCUGCUCCAACCCCUGCCACCACCUUUCAAACUCACAAGCUUUAAGCCAUGUUUUCGCCCAUGGACAGCAUGAAAUGAUGACUCCUUUGCCUCAGAGUAAUCAAUGGUGACCUCAGAUUGAUUUAGGUGAAUGUUUUCUUUAUGUAAUUGGUUUUAUUCUUAGAAGUCUAAUUCUGGGUCUGAGAUUUAUUGGAAGUGCUUUCUUUUAAAUAAAAAUUUUACAGCAAAUAAACUGAAAGCAUUUUUAGCAAAUUACUAGACAUUCAACCUGUCCCAUAUAUCUUAACCUUGUUUAAUCCUUACAGUUUAUAGAACACAUUCACUUAUUCAGGCUGUGAAACUGUCUUGGAGAAAACUUUUUAUCACCUAAAAUACUUUGUUGUUGAAAUUCCCAUCUAGAGAUGAGAUGUUGCUGGUUUUCCAUCAAAGUCAACACUUAUAGAACAUGUUCAAUAGAAGUAAUGAGUUCUGGGGCAAUCCACUGGGAUUGAUGCUCUAUGGCAAUUUCUAAGUGGGAAUUUUAUAAAUAUGAAAUAUUAUUUUGUGUAUGUGUAUUGGGGGGGGUGUACCUCCAUAAUACCAGUAGGAAUUCUCUUUAGCCAGAUAUAUAAGCCCCACCAAAUAUGGUGUUCCCAUAGACCAUGCUAUGAAUGACCAUGCUUGGCACUAUUCAGCACUUAGUCUUACCACCAUAAGUAGUAGGUACUAUCAUGACUCUCAAGCAUGCAUUAUUUUCAAAAGUAGUCCCAGAAAUAAUAUCCUAUGUACUUGUCAGGUGGGGUCAAGUUUUUGUUUUUGUUUUUUUUUUAAAGAAAACCUUUGUUUUUCUACACUGUCUAGAUCUGCCACCCCACCUAAAGCAGGGAGUGGAAAUGAGCAGCUGGUGUUCUCAGUUAAAAUAAGGAAACAAAGGAAUUAGAGUGUUUGGCCUCAUACACAAAUAAAUAUGGCAACCAUUUCUUCUUCCAAGCAUGAGGGGCCAUUUGGCAGUAUUGAGGAGGCUGGAUUGGGGAUCCCCUCUCAACACCAGAAGCACCUGGGCUACUGUUUUCUUUAUAUCUUCUUGCACAUAUGUAACUCUUCUAAAAUGAAGGAUAUUUACUUCCACAUGGAAAGUCAUUCUAGAAUAUUCCUGGUUGAUCAAAAUAAGAUUGAAGCAUGGGCUGUGUGAUUUUAGACUUAGUGUUGUUCAUUGAAUUCUGGCCCUAGGUGCGCACUGCCUAGUAACUAUAAUGCCCUAUUUUCCUGAAGUGAUGAAAAAUAGAGCAUUUAUGGCAUUGGUGAUGUUUCCUGGUGGGAUUAGUUACAUAAACUGUGCUUUUCCUUGCUGUGGAAUCACACGGGCACCAGAAAUCGUGGAGUGAAAAAUACUUGAGGACAUGGAAUGCAUACAUUGAAUACAUUGUAAGUGAAAAAAAAACCCAAACAUACAAGUUAGAAAACUGUAUGUACAGCAUGAUAUAAAAAGAAAACAUGUAUACAUGCAUAGAGAUAAAGCCUGGGGGAAUAUGCCAAAAGGUGAAUAGUGAUUAUCUUUAGGU